CGACAAUAUCUAUUACAGCCUGACAAUCGAGAAUGGGUAACUGCAAUUGAGGCAGUUAACUCUACUGGAUGGGCUCUGCCUUCAUAUGUGAUUUUCAAGGCAACAAAAUACUUUCAAGAAGGCUGGUUUGAGAGUCUUCUAGAUGACUGGAGAAUCAAUAUCAGUGAUAAUGGAUGGACUACAGAUAAGAUUGGAAUGGAUCGGCUUAUUAACCACUUCAUUCCUCUUACUACUAGCCGUGCGGUUGGAAGAUUUCGGAUGCUUAUUCUUGAUGGCCAUGGAAGUCAUUUGACUGCUGAAAUCGACCGUACAUGCACUGAGAAUAAUAUUAUUAUAAUAUACGUUCAAUAA
Molecule: messenger RNA, 351 nt
Organism: Aspergillus glaucus CBS 516.65
Lineage: Eukaryota; Fungi; Ascomycota; Eurotiomycetes; Eurotiales; Aspergillaceae
Exons: 1
Molecular function (GO): nucleic acid binding
Source: RefSeq, a predicted model, not a curated record